Messenger RNA from Miniopterus natalensis, 5856 nucleotides. Lineage: Eukaryota; Metazoa; Chordata; Mammalia; Chiroptera; Miniopteridae. The record is from RefSeq and is a predicted model, not a curated record.
AUGGCAGAUGUCAUUGGCAUGCAGGACCCUGCCAUGGUUAGUUUUUCCUUCUUUGUUUUUCUCUUUCAGGCACUAGACCAAGAUAGAACAGCUUUGCAGAAAGUGAAGAAAUCUGUGAAAGCGAUAUAUAGUUCUGGUCAAGAUCAUGUACAAAACGAAGAAAACUAUGCACAAGUUCUGGAUAAGUUCGGGAGUAAUUUUUUAAGUCGAGACAACCCAGAUCUUGGCACUGCUUUCGUCAAAUUUUCUACUCUUACAAAGGAACUGUCCACACUGCUGAAAAAUCUGCUCCAGGGUCUGAGCCACAAUGUGAUCUUCACCUUGGACUCCCUGUUAAAAGGAGACCUGAAGGGAGUCAAAGGAGACCUCAAGAAGCCAUUCGACAAAGCGUGGAAAGAUUAUGAGACAAAGUUUACAAAAAUUGAGAAGGAGAAGAGAGAGCAUGCGAAACAGCACGGGAUGAUCCGCACAGAGAUCACCGGGGCCGAGAUUGCAGAGGAAAUGGAGAAGGAGCGGCGCCUCUUUCAGCUCCAGAUGUGCGAAUAUCUCAUUAAAGUUAACGAAAUCAAGACCAAAAAGGGUGUGGACCUGCUGCAGAAUCUCAUCAAGUAUUAUCAUGCACAGUGCAAUUUCUUUCAAGACGGCUUGAAAACGGCUGAUAAAUUGAAACAGUACAUUGAAAAACUGGCUACUGAUUUAUAUAAUAUAAAGCAGACCCAGGAUGAAGAAAAGAAGCAGCUAACUGCACUCCGGGACUUAAUAAAAUCCUCUCUUCAGCUUGAUCAGAAAGAAGAUUCUCAGAGCCGGCAGGGGGGAUACAGCAUGCACCAGCUCCAGGGCAAUAAGGAGUACGGCAGCGAGAAGAAGGGGUACCUGCUGAAGAAAAGUGAUGGGAUCCGCAAGGUGUGGCAGAGGAGGAAGUGCGCCGUCAAGAACGGGAUGCUGACCAUCUCCCACGCCACGUCUAACAGGCAGCCAGCGAAGUUGAACCUUCUCACCUGCCAGGUGAAACCAAAUGCCGAGGACAAGAAGUCUUUUGACCUGAUCUCACAUAAUAGGACGUAUCACUUUCAGGCAGAAGAUGAGCAGGAUUACAUAGCAUGGAUAUCAGUAUUGACAAAUAGCAAAGAAGAGGCCCUGACCAUGGCCUUCCGUGGAGAGCAGAGCACAGGGGAGAACAGCCUGGAAGACCUGACCAAAGCCAUUAUCGAGGACGUCCAGCGGCUCCCCGGCAAUGACGUCUGCUGUGACUGUGGCUCAUCAGAACCCACCUGGCUUUCAACCAACUUGGGUAUUUUGACCUGUAUAGAAUGUUCCGGUAUCCACAGGGAAAUGGGAGUUCAUAUUUCCCGCAUUCAGUCUUUGGAGCUAGACAAACUAGGAACUUCUGAACUCUUGCUGGCCAAGAAUGUAGGGAACAGUAGUUUUAAUGAUAUUAUGGAAGCAAAUUUACCGAUCCCCUCACCAAAACCCACCCCGACAAGUGACAUGAUUGUACGGAAAGAAUAUAUCACGGCAAAAUAUGUGGAUCACCGGUUUUCAAGGAAGACCUGUUCAUCUUCAUCAGCUAAACUGAAUGAAUUGCUUGAGGCCAUCAGAUCUAGGGACUUACUUGCACUAAUUCAAGUCUAUGCAGAGGGCGUAGAGCUCAUGGAACCGCUGCUGGAGCCCGGGCAGGAGCUUGGGGAGACGGCCCUUCACCUUGCAGUGCGAACCGCGGACCAGACGUCUCUCCACCUGGUUGACUUCCUUGUCCAAAACUGUGGUAACCUGGACAAGCAGACCUCCCUAGGAAAUACGGCCUUGCACUACUGCAGCAUGUAUGGAAAACCCGAGUGUUUGAAGCUACUGCUCAGGAGCAAGCCCACUGUGGAUGUUGUUAACCAGGCUGGAGAGACGGCCCUCGACAUAGCAAAGAGAGUAAAAGCCGCCCAGUGUGAAGACUUGCUUUCUCAGGCUAAAUGUGGAAAGCUCAAUCCACACGUCCACGUAGAAUACGAAUGGAAUCUUCGGCAGGAAGAGAUGGACGAGAGUGACGAUGACCUGGACGACAAGCCGAGCCCCAUCAAGAAGGAGCGCUCCCCGCGACCUCAGAGCUUCUGCCACUCCUCCAUCUCCCCCCAGGACAAGCUGUCACAGCCGGGGUUUGGCACCCCAAGGGACAAGCAGCGACUCUCCUACAGCGCCUUCACCAACCAGAUCUUCGUCUCCACAAGCACAGACUCGCCCACAUCACCCACCUUGGAGGCGCCUCCGCUGCCUCCUAGAAACGCCGGGAAAGGUCCAACUGGCCCACCUUCAACACUCCCUCUAAGCACCCAGACCUCUAGUGGCACCUCCACCUUGUCCAAGAAGCGGCCUCCUCCCCCACCACCCGGACACAAGAGAACCCUGUCUGACCCUCCCAGCCCACUACCUCACGGGCCCCCAAACAAAGGCGCAGUUACUUGGGGUAACGACAUGGGUCCAUCGUCAUCGAGUAAGACUCCAAACAAGUUUGAGGGGCUGUCUCAGCAGUCAAGCACCAGUUCUGCGAAGUCCGCUCUUGGCCCAAGAGUUCUGCCUAAACUACCUCAGAAAGUGGCUCUACGGAAGACAGACACCAUCCAUCAUCUCUCUCUGGACAAAGCCGGCCUCCCACCCGAAGUUGUACAGAAGUCGGCACAGCUGGCAGACUUACCACAAAAGCCACCACCUGGAGACCUGCCCCCCAAACCCACCGAGCUGACUCCCAAACCCCAGAUGGGAGAUUUGCCACCUAAGCCAGGAGAACUGCCCCCCAAGCCACAGCUGGGCGACCUGCCACCCAAACCCCAGCUCUCAGACUUACCUCCCAAACCGCAGGUGAAGGACCUGCCUCCCAAACCGCAGCUGGCGGACCUCUUGGCAAAAUCCCAGCAGGGAGACGCCUCACCCAAGGCCCAACCGCCCUCUGACGCCACCACAAAGUCACACUCGGUGGAUCUCUCCCCGAACGUGCCAGCCCGAGACACCAUCCAGAAGCAAGCCUCUGAGGAUUCCAAUGACCUGACACCCACUUUGCCUGAAAUGCCUGUCCCGCUGCCCAGGAAGAUCAACACGGGGAAGAACAAGGUGAGGCGCGUGAAGACCAUUUAUGACUGCCAGGCGGACAACGACGACGAGCUGACCUUCAUCGAGGGGGAGGUGAUCGUCGUCACGGGGGAGGAAGACCAGGAGUGGUGGAUCGGCCAUAUCGAGGGACAGCCCGAGAGGAAGGGGGUCUUCCCAGUGUCCUUUGUCCACAUCCUGUCGGACUAGCGAGAAGCAGAACCUGAGACUGUCCGCGCCCUUCAUGCCAGACUGCCGCCUACGCGUGCUCCUGCGCACACGUGUACAUAGCUGCUGUUACAGGCGGAACCCGCGGGGGGCCGCCCCCGGAGGGGAACAUGGUGUGUGUUGUAAAUAAAUACCCUGUUGUCUUCUGCCUUCGCCAGUAUUAAUGGGAGCCUGGGACCGGCAUGUCUCACUGGUCUGCCAAAGCCGUCCUUGGCAUCUAGCACUUACAUCUCUCUGUGCUGUUCUCCAAACAAACAGGAACAUAGGAACUGCUGGCUUUGCAAAUAGAACUGGUCUCAGCCGCUGAAGGGCAUGGCAUCGACUCUGCUCCAACAGUGCAGGGUUCUCAGUCGUGUUACUGAAAACGCACGCUAGCGAGAGGUGGGUCCUGUCUCCCGGGGGAGACUCGGCUCCGAGACAGACCAGCCUGCAGUUUUCUGUGUAUGCAGUUUACAGCGCCAGCACCUGCUGUGGUAUUUAUUACAGGGACGUGCUCAGUUAAACGUGUUAUUCCAUCAGCAGAGCAGUCACUGACCCCAAGCCCUGGGUGGCAUUCGCAGUGCCCACCGCCUCGUGCGAGUUCAGACCAGUGGAUUCGUACUGUCUUGUGAGGAGUACCUGCCCCUGAGAUGUUACCUCAUUAUGCAGAAAUAACUUAGCCUUCAUGACUAUUUUGACAAAAGUUUAAAACCCCUCGGAUGAAGUUCAGUUUUCAGGAACCAAGGACUGCCAGAAACAUUAGCUCUACGUAUGCAUGCAUUAGACGCUUACCUGGAGUCUGCCUUUUGUAAAGGAGCAGUGCAGAGCAGCGGACUGUACAUUUUAAACCUGGUUGCCAUUAAAAGCAGAAAUGAUGAGGUUGCGACAAUAUUUGUUUCCAGCCAACCCUUUGGCUUUCUUAAGAGUGGAUUUACAUGUCAUAUUAUGAAUUAGCAUCCCUCCCAUGUGUUAAAGCAUCUCAUGCGUCAAUUUAAAUUAGGUGCGUAGUUCUGUUCCUGACAAUUUUAAACCCUUAAAAGAGGAUUCAAGCGGAUGGUGGAUUUAAAAGUCAACCCUGCACGCGGCCUGCCCACCGUAGAACCCAGGUGCUGAAACCAACCUCGUCUUUUCUCCAGGCUCUUUGUUAAACCCCAGUCAUAGGGAGGUUUUCCGGUCCCAGGCCCUAUUCAGUAGACAGGUUGCCUCCAAGUCAGCCCGUAACCGAGGUUCUAAACGCUGCUGGGAAUUGCACUGUGAGAAGGCCCUUCCUGCAGCGAGUCCCUGGUGGCUUUCUUUUCAUCCCAAUGUGUUGAUCAGAACAUUAGGAGCAUCGUGCCUACUCCGGCCUCCUGCAUGAGUCGGAAUUUCGGAAAGAAUACACCUGGUUCCCUCCCCAGCCGGUGGGGCUGCACUCUGCCCGGAGGCUCGUGUGUCGUCCUGCCAUUGCAUUCGCUUAAACUGCUCUGUUGGCAACCGCACAGAAAACGAACAUUUCCAAGCAGAUAAUCUUGGCAUUGAGUGAGACUCGUUCAUUUCACAGAAGCACAACUCCCAGCCGAACCCUUAGGAAAAGCCGUCAUUAUCAGUCACAGCGCCCAGUGAGUAUUAAUUUAGUUCUGCUUAGUGUUUCUGUGAAAACUUCGAAUAGCCACCUGAUUAAUAAACCUCGCAUGGCAGACCUGCAGCAUAUGCCUCAGCUGUUAGUGGAAAGUGACUUUAAGCAGUUGCUUCCCCAGCGUCCUCACAGCACAUGUGACUCCCACACAGGAGCGUCAGGAGCGGGCGACGUGCUGGUGCGUGGCCAGCAGUGUUUGCAGCCUCAGGACUUGAGCCACACUCGUGUCAGGACAGGAAGUCACCGUCCCCAGUCCCUUAUGUCCUGGUUCAUUCAGUUACACAUUUUCAGUUGCUUUAAGAAACUUCAUUUUUGUGGCCUACAGUAUUUUAACUGAUCUCAAAAUAAACUGGUUUCUAAACCACCACAAAAACUAGAUGUCUAAAGUGACCUGGAAUCUACGUCUGCUCUUUCGCCCCUUUCGCAGCAACUUACACAGAUUCUUAACACCUUUUAUUUUUUCAGGGUUUGUCUUUUUUUCCAUCAGGAAUCUGAGUUCUCUAACCCAGCUUACCGUGGGACAUAGGAAAACUAGGUAUAAAUACCUGUGCUGAUCUCGGUUGAGUUGAAUCUGACAUUGUAAUUAACUCAGUGAGCCACUAUCUGCAGUUUUGUACAUGAUACAGUAUUUUGAAGGUAUGGAACCUUAUGAAAAAAAAUAGCUAAUUCUUUUUUCCCCCAGAGGGGAAAAGUAUGUUCUGCAAAUAGUGUGUCUUAUUUUACUGUUGAACAGCAAUUGCUAUUUAUUUUUUUAUUGCCUAGAACUCCACCCUGUUGUAUAGGACUCCCGUAUGCCACUCGUUAAAUUCCGAAUCUCAUCUGGAUGUUGCGCUCAGACAUCAGUACACUUGUCAUUUCACAUGUAUUUAAUGUGACAGUUCUUUUCAGUACUGUAUGUGUUCAUUUCUACUUUUUUUAAUAUUUAAAAUUGCUUUUAAAUAAACAUAUUCUCAGUUGAUCCCAAA